Messenger RNA from Colletotrichum tamarilloi, 273 nucleotides. RefSeq lists its product as uncharacterized. The transcript has a single exon. The record is from RefSeq and is a predicted model, not a curated record. The annotation marks the transcript as partial. Lineage: Eukaryota; Fungi; Ascomycota; Sordariomycetes; Glomerellales; Glomerellaceae.
UGCGUCAAAGUGCGUCUUCGACAAUCUACAAGUCCCGACACCCGAUCUUCAAGACGUCUUUUCCCCGGCACCCCGGUCCAACGACGAGCUGCUAAUUGGCAAUUGAGAUCAAACAAUGGCAUUCUGACUCCACAAAUGGUCUGGGACAGGCUGUACGCCAUGGAUUAUCCCGAGGAUGUUGCUCGGAAUAGCCAGGUGCUAAUGCGGUUCUUCCCGAUCAUGGAUCCCGACCCCGUCACCCCGUCUAGUAAAGCCGGGGUAAGACAAGUGUAA